Molecule: messenger RNA, 2213 nt
Organism: Scutellospora calospora
Lineage: Eukaryota; Fungi; Glomeromycota; Glomeromycetes; Diversisporales; Gigasporaceae
Source: the annotation of a GenBank genome assembly
AUGGAGAAUUUGAAGUAUAGUUCUUAUUGUAAGGUCGAUGAAUCUCUCCUUGUUGGAGGUAAAGUAGAUACAGUACUGAAACGAAUCUCCUCAGAUGCCGAUAUUGAUGGUGAUAAUGAUAUGCUGGUAGGACAGCAAGCAAUCUUCAUCGAACAACCUGGUCUUGAUAUGAUUAGUGAUUUCCAGGGUGUCCUAUCACACGAUCAAUGUAUUGUUGACACUAACGGAGACGAGGUUUAUUUUACUGAUGCUGUACCUUAUAUAAGGACAUCAGCAUAUCCUAUGGAAGAUGUAACGUCUAUAGUAUUAUGGCACAAGGAAAAUUCUGUGUCUGUACAGGUUGACAUAUAUGAUGUUCCGGAUGCUAAACCAAUUGUUAAUCAUAAAUAUCCUAAUGGAUUGCAUCAAGAUACCAUGGAAUUUAACAUAGGAAGCGAUACAGAACGUAAUAGGUUGAUCCGCAUAAUCUUAUUUGGCAAAGCGGUACAUAGAUAUGAUGCAAUCAUGUUCUCUAAAAUGUGUGAACUUAUUCAGGAUUAUAUCGUCUCCGUCAAGAACCAACCUCCUGAGAUUAGAAAAUGCCUUACUAUUGGUAUUAAUGUUAUCGAAGCAUUUAAUAAUAAUGUUGAUUUUGAUAUAACAUUAGAUAUCUAUUGGAAUAUUGAGAAUAUCUGUAUGUGGCCUAAAUGCAUUAGAGAUGAUGGUGUUUGCUAUAUUAUAUCUCAAAAAACAUUAGGAUCAGUAGAUAUGAAAAGUCAUGUAAUCACCAAGCCUCAGGAAGAGGAUCAUAUUAGAAAAGCUAUAUAUGAUGCUGCAGUAAAUGCUUCAAUUACUGGUACUCAGGCCAUACAGUAUUAUAAUCUACAAUCCAGUAUAUCUCUUCAGAUGGCAGAACAAGCUAAAUGGGCUUUAACAAUUGGUAUCUCACUUGUGUUAGAAACGUGCGGUAUCGAGGUUAGGGAUAAACCUUUUGAGAUGAUAGAUAUCGUUAUACCAGAUCAAGUAUACAAGCUCAAAACAACAUUAAUAGGUAAAGGAGAUGGUAUGCCUCUGAUGAAUUCAAAAGCUUGGAAUGUUAUGUUUCCACCUGAUAGUCUAAAGGGUAUGUCAAGAAGCCCGAUGGCUGUUGCCAACAGCAUAAUUUACAAUAACAUAGUAUAUGCCAAUGAGUUGGGUAGACUAAUGGGACCAACAGAUAAUUUGUUUCUAUAUGACUAUGCGGUCGAAAGCAGAGAGAAUAUUAACGCAUGGUUUUCUGGUGCCAGAAAUAAGAUAGCACUCCUAUUCAAAUACAUGACACCAUUACAGGCAACAAGUACAUUGGGAAACGUCAUAGCUUAUGAGACGAUUAAAGCCAAAUGUAGAGUGGAAGAAGCAAGCAGACGCUACUCUCAAGUAAAUAAAAAAAUGGCUGUGUGGAAGGAUUUGAGAGCAAUGUUACAUUUCAGAGUUGUUGAUGCUGCUUUCCUUAAGAUAGUGCCAUAUACUAUGUUAACUGUUGAUGAAAUGGAUGUUAUCGGAUUUGCUACGAUGCUACAUGACUUGGUCGAUUUUGGAUAUGAUAUAAGUGUCAAAGAAUCAAGCAAUAUAUUCUUAACUAUAACAGGUGGUAAGAUAGACAUGGAUUCUGUAAAGAAAGGAUAUAUUCGCAUGGCAAAUGGACUACAGUAUAUCAUUGAAAGAUACAAAUAUGAUGCAUGUGGGUUGACAUUCCUAUCUACUCACUUCUGGCAAAUAGCUAAUGGACGCCAUCGAGUUAUACCAUCAAUUUAUAAUGGUGCAACUAACUAUCAGCAUGAAUAUUUGGAAUUGCAAGGUACAUUGCUGGAUGCAUUGCAAGAUAAUAAUUUUACUAAAAAAGAUAGCAUCAGUGCAUUGAAAGCCGCAGAUAACCUUAGGGUUGCUGCUUUACCACUAGGAUAUGAUGCUAUAGAAAUUGCCAAACUUAUCACCAUAGAUAUUGCUAGUAGUUACACUGGUGAUAUUGAAAUAUCUCCCCAAGCCAUCAAUGUUAUCGAACGUAAAAUGUGUGAAUUAAUAACAUCCCUUGCAAUAGGAUGCGAUGCCAAUGGCAAGAUGGCUUCCUUUCUAUGGAUGAUAUGCGAGUAUAUGUGGUUGGAAACAGGCAUGAUGUUAUCUUGCUUGCUUGGCACAAUGAAGAUUAUGCACAAUAGAAGACAAUCUGAUGAUAGAGGUGGAUUACAAUACAAAUG